This is a messenger RNA of Oncorhynchus mykiss (rainbow trout), 4385 nucleotides long. RefSeq names its product nuclear receptor subfamily 2, group F, member 2 (gene nr2f2). Gene Ontology annotation, biological process: regulation of DNA-templated transcription. Gene Ontology annotation, molecular function: sequence-specific DNA binding; DNA-binding transcription factor activity; zinc ion binding. NCBI's taxonomy places the organism in Eukaryota, Metazoa, Chordata, Actinopteri, Salmoniformes, Salmonidae. The record is from RefSeq and is a predicted model, not a curated record.
AUAUAGAGAGCUCAGUGAGCUGAUCAGAGAGAAAGCAUUCUGCCAGCCAAGCUCCUACUAUUCGCAAUCACUUCCUAACCUCACCCUUUUUAACAUAUUUGAUCACUUUUGAUUCUCUGUUAUUUUUCUUAUUAUUUUUCCGUGCAUGAAGGAGGUUCUAUAGGUUGUGAUCUUUUUGUUGUAUUAUCACUUGCUUGUCGGAGAGUUGACUUCAUAUUUGACUAAAGCAUUGGCUUCAGCUGCUCGCACCACCUCACAAGAAGAAAAGGGAGAAGCAGCAAUAUUUGUUUUACCAGUUGAUGAUUUUCAUCAAGACUUGAGCUGGAACUUGAUAGCGCUCUGCUGCUAGUGUGUAGCCUACAUCAAUUGUGUGUUUUAUGCUGCUGUCACGUCGCCUACGUUCAACGUACUGCUCCGUUUAUUGAAUAGGCUACCUCAUUUCAUUAUCGCAAUCAUUUGCUAUUUUUUCCCCCUUGAAAGAUAUCCUGGAUGGCUGACUGCAAGCGCCCCUGGACUUGGCCUCUAAGUGCAAGGCUGCGAUUCAGCUCGCCAUCACAUCAGUUUUAAAACGUGUGCUUCGCAUCGUCUACAACAGCAAUAUAAUUUGACAUUUUCGAAGAUUCAACGAACAAUCGACAACAGUAGGCUUUUAGCAUUUUUGUUUUUGUUUUUUUACUAUUAAUUUUGAUUACAGCGUGCUGCAUUCUUUUGAGAAAACAAGCACCGCGAAACCAAAAACGGCAGACAAAAAGUUUCCUUACGUUGACUGAUAGAUAUGGCAAUGGUAGUGUGGAGAGGCUCCCAGGACGAUGUGUCUGAGACCCAAGGUACCCUUUCUUCGCAAUCUCAAGGAGGACUAUCCCUUCCGACCCCUCAGAUGAAUCUGUCAGGCUCUCAGGUCGCCCCUCCGACCCCUCAGACAACCGUCCAAGGACCCCCGAACAACACUGUACAGUCUACGCCGACAAACCAGACGAUGCAGUCGGAGAAACAGCAGCCACAGCACAUAGAAUGCGUUGUUUGCGGGGAUAAAUCUAGUGGUAAACACUAUGGCCAGUUUACUUGCGAGGGGUGCAAAAGCUUCUUCAAACGGAGCGUACGAAGGAACCUCAGUUACACAUGCCGUGCCAACAGGAAUUGUCCCAUUGACCAGCACCAUCGCAAUCAGUGUCAGUACUGCCGCCUCAAAAAAUGUCUGAAAGUUGGCAUGAGACGGGAAGUUUCUCUUUUUACUGCAGCGGUGCAACGGGGACGGAUGCCACCCACACAGCCACACCAUGGUCAGUUCGCCUUGACAAAUGGGGACCCACUGCACUGCCAUUCCUACUUAUCCGGAUAUAUAUCUCUACUGCUACGAGCGGAGCCCUACCCAACGUCCCGGUAUGGCAGUCAAUGCAUGCAACCCAACAACAUCAUGGGCAUCGAGAACAUAUGUGAACUGGCGGCCAGGAUGCUGUUCAGUGCCGUGGAGUGGGCCAGGAAUAUCCCCUUCUUUCCAGACCUUCAGAUUACUGACCAGGUGGCUCUUCUGCGGUUGACCUGGAGUGAGUUAUUUGUGCUCAACGCCGCACAGUGCUCCAUGCCUCUCCAUGUGGCUCCACUUCUGGCGGCGGCUGGCCUACACGCCUCCCCCAUGUCUGCGGACAGAGUGGUUGCCUUUAUGGACCACAUUAGGAUCUUCCAAGAACAAGUGGAAAAGCUGAAAGUUUUGCACGUUGACUCUGCUGAAUACAGCUGCUUGAAGGCAAUUGUGCUCUUCACUUCAGACGCUUGUGGCCUCUCAGAUGUGGCCCAUGUGGAAAGUUUGCAAGAGAAGUCCCAGUGUGCCCUGGAGGAAUAUGUUCGGAGCCAGUAUCCCAACCAGCCAACACGAUUUGGGAAGUUGUUACUUCGCUUGCCUUCACUGCGCACAGUGUCUUCAUCGGUCAUAGAGCAAUUGUUUUUCGUCCGAUUGGUAGGUAAAACCCCAAUUGAAACCCUCAUCAGGGAUAUGUUGCUUUCGGGGAGCAGUUUUAACUGGCCUUACAUGUCAAUUCAGUAAGCAGAAGGAAUGAACAAAGGGGUUAAGAAUGGUUAGUGCUUCUUUUGUAGAAGGAAAACGGCUGUUACAAGAGCUUGCUUUCACAAAGAAAGACAUUGUCAUAAAUGACUGUGAAUUUAAAAAAUUGAGACAUUCAUCGAACUUUCAAAAUGCAGAUAAAAGCUCCCCGUGUCAUUCGGAAUAAGUUGCUUCUUAUCCAUUUUUUAAGAAAAAUAAAUAAAACGAAAACAAAAAUAAGGAAAAUGAUUUUGGUAAUCCUCAAAUCGAAAAUGAAACUAUAAAGUGCAUUUAAAAUGAGUAUUUGGAAAAACUUAGGAGAAAAGAAAAAGUAAGUUUUCUUUUUCCAAAUUAGCCUACUUGUCCUGUGUCCAUGUAUCUAGCUAUUUUUUGUACUUUUAUUUUGUUCCUCCUUUCUGGUUCCAAACCGGCCUAUGUGAUUCUGUAGUACAGAUGGUGUUCUUUUCUAAAACCAUGACUUCUUUUGAAACAGUUAAGUAAUGUAAAAUGUUCUUCAAGAAUUAAAACUAAAUCCACAGCAAUAUAGGAAAGGCUUAUAACUACAUGCUUAAUGCUGCAAACGCACUUACUCUUAGGAUGACCCACACUAAACUGGGCAAGGGAGUUUCUUUUGGUGUUCAAGUUCAACUUUCUGAUCCAGCUAAAUCAUUUCUCUUUCCAAUUGAGAAUAUAGCCUAUAGCCUAGGCUACGUGAUGUUCCAGGGUUGCCCUGUUUUGCCAUUGCUAAGUUGAGCCAUUCGAACCACAUCAGCUCUUAAUAUAGAACAAGGAUUCUACAAGGCACUGUCGACAGUAAAACAGCUAUUACAGAACAGUGAAUUAAAUAGCCUGCAUACUGGCAACCUAUGUUUAAUGAACCCCUUUCUGGCUGUAUUCAACUUUGUGUGUCCCCUCAUGCACCCAGUUCGAAAUGUUUGGCAUUCAUUUGCAGACAGUUCAACAAAAUUAUUAAAGCCUUGAGAUAUGGGCUACUGAAGGAUGAGUGUGGCUUGUAAACGUAGAUGCACAGCUAUUUUAAUUGUUAUGUUCAUUUAGAUAUGGUAUUAACUACCAAUCCAUUGAACAUUGUGUCUUGCAAUGUAUAGGCCGAAACAUCAAUCAAAACAUCUAGUCAUACAAUAUCUUAUUUUGAAAUUGGAAAGGUCAAGGGUCAUAUACCUUUUAUGUAGGCCUACAGCUGGAAUAGUGUUUAAUAGCAGUAUUAUUACGAUAUCCCUGAAAUGUCACCCUCUCUACACUUCAAGCAUUAAGUGCCUGAAAAGUAAUUUCUUAUCAAAACGUUGUUUAAGUAUACAACUUUGGGAACACUAUUAGAUUUGAAACUUCAGUCUUAUGCUCAUGUAUUUCACCUGAAAAACAUUAAUUAGAGGCAGUAUUGUUGUAAAUAUAGGUCAAUUCAUUUCAAAGAGUUUUCCUUUAUACAAAGUAUAUGUGAUUAAGAAAAACUGUGGUUGCCAUUUUUUCGGUAAUACAACGUCUUCAAUUGAGUGACAGAUUUAGCUAGUAGCACUGAAAGUUAUGUUUGUAAUGUAUAUACAUAUUACGACAAAAAUGUUUUCUUUUUCAUGUAUUUAGACUGUGAAUGCAUGGCCACAGGUCGCUAACCUAUUUUAUCUUUGAUAUAUAUAAAUGUAAAUGUUUUUGACUGUAUAGAUAUAAUCUGUGCAUUCAGUACACUAGCCCUUGUAUUUAAAAAAGAAACAAAACGUUCAACAAUAGGCUAAGACUAAACAGGGUGAGCUGGUUUGGAAAGGAGUAGCUAUUUUGACUUAGUGUUCUGCUCCUUUGGUCUGUGACAGAUGCCUUGUGUGUGUGUGUGUGUGUGUGUGUGUGUGUGUGUGCGUGUGUGUGUGUGUGUGUGUGUGUGUGUGUGUGUGUGUGUGUGUGUGUGUGUGUGUGUGUGUGUGUGUGUGUAAGCUAGCAAUUUUGUCCUUGUUUUUGGGGCUUUUCUUCAACACACAAGACACCAUGUUGUGGUUGGACAUAAAGGGAUCAUAUUAUGUAGUUGAUUGAACAGUGCUCUUUGGCUGUUCCCAUGCCACAUAUGGACCAGAGAAUGAUACAUGAUUGUAAUUAUGAACAGUUUAAACUGACCCACGUUUUUAUAUAAAUAUAUAAAAAUAUAUGACUGCAGGGUAUUGAUAACGUAUAGAUACUUUUUUUAUGAUGAUUAUGAUUAUUAAUUGCAAGUGAUAUAUGUGAGUGUGUGUGGAAGUUUAUAGUUGAACACAAUUCUUGUUUGUUUGUGUUAGCUUAUUGUAAACAAGCAUUCUGCUGUAAAUUUGUUCUUGGUAUUAAAUUAUAAUUUAUGAAUUGGAAAACAAAA